Messenger RNA from Scylla paramamosain (green mud crab), 1607 nucleotides. RefSeq names its product mitochondrial import inner membrane translocase subunit Tim13-like. Bases 77 to 349 code for a protein of 90 amino acids. The transcript is spliced from 3 exons. The record is from RefSeq and is a predicted model, not a curated record. NCBI's taxonomy places the organism in Eukaryota, Metazoa, Arthropoda, Malacostraca, Decapoda, Portunidae.
UCCUUCUUACGUCAUCACCCGGCACAACAACAACAUUGCACUCGUGGGUGGGUGAAAGCUGUGAUAUCUCACCACAAUGGACUCUAUAAGGACGGAGGGGCUCUCUUCCUCACAGCGGGAGGACCUGAUGGACCAAGUGAAGCAGCAGAUAGUCAUUGCCAACACACAGGAGCUGCUCACGAAAAUGGGAGAAAAAUGCUUUUCUAAAUGCAUCACUAAGCCAGGAUCUUCCCUCGACAGCUCAGAGCAGAAAUGUCUGGCAAUGUGCAUGGACCGCUACAUGGACUGUUGGAACCUCGUCUCACGAACCUACACAGCCAGACUGCAGCGUGAGAAGAACUUCCAAUAAUCCCAAUCCCUGAUGCCCCACCCACCCUUUGUUGCUGAUAUGUAUGAGUAAUAAACUGUAUAUACAUGAUGCCCAUGUACUGCAACCAACAAGUGUGAAUGAGAAAAGUUCAGUGAUGUAUAUUCAAGGUGAAGGGACCACGUUGGCUUCCCAUCAACGGCUGUCGGUCCAGUGUGCACACCGUCAAGGAAUUGCCAAGAAUGCCUCACUUAUGUUCUGACAUCAUUUGCAUUACCUUUUCCAGAGAAUAAAGAUAUAUUUUACAAUGUAUGAUUAGAAUCACUUUUUGCAUUAAUAAUUUUGCUUCUUUACUAAGGGUGUACAUGCAUAUGUACUGCCACACAAAGAAGACAUAGCCAGAUAUAAAAUCCUUCACAGGUAUUUUUAAGUUAGAAGCAGAUAGAAAAUACUUUACAGGUGGGGACAAAUUAGCAGCGUAAAUAAUUUGGCAGCCUUGAUAAAAGACGGCUAUUGUUUUACACUGCUUAACUUGUCAGGAAUAAAGUAACCACCAUCUGUGCUUCUCAUGUUCAGAAAAUGCAUAUUUAUGUCUUGUUCACACUGUUGAUGUACGUCUUGUGUGUAAAUCAUGAGUGUACUUUUAAAAAACCUAUCACGUGAGGAAAUCAUGCAAAAUACAUUUAUCUUAGGUAAUUUUAAGUAGUAAUGUGUGAAAAAGUGAUGUGAAGAUGGAUAACUAAGGAAUGGCUGAUGUCACUACCUCCUGCAGCACCCUUGUGUGAGUACCUGCCAGGCACGGUGACUGCUGAUGCCGAGGCCUCAUGGCAACUCCAGGAACUUGUGUGUGUGUGUGUGUGUGUGUGUGUGUGUGUGUGUGUGUGUGUGUGUGUGUGUUCUAAUUUGUCUUGUUGAGCUGAAAUCACUUGAGUGGAUGUAUGUGAUAUAUUCUACAGGUUUUAUAGAAAGACCUUGUAAGCAUAUUUUAUCAUCUUGGCAUCUGACAACCUGCAAUUGUUCUGUGCAUUUGUGUAUAUAAGAUCUGUAUGAAGGUUGGUAGUAAUGGUCUAAGAAUUAGAGUGCAUCAUUUGCAUCUUAACUGCAGCUAAAGUUUUACAUGGCUUGCAUGUUAAAUAUUAUAGAAAAUCAUGCAGUGGUCAUGCUGAUCUAGUGAAUGAAGGUACUAGCAAUGAAUUGCCUUUGUUUUAACAUUCACUCAGCAAAAGAUUGUCAAGUAAAAUGGAAUAGUUUAUGUUGAACAUAUAUAAACAAAUGUUUUGUAAAUAAAUCCUUGACUAUU